Messenger RNA from Laetiporus sulphureus 93-53, 760 nucleotides. RefSeq lists its product as uncharacterized. The record is from RefSeq and is a predicted model, not a curated record. Bases 284 to 508 code for a protein of 74 amino acids. Lineage: Eukaryota; Fungi; Basidiomycota; Agaricomycetes; Polyporales; Laetiporaceae. The transcript is spliced from 2 exons.
GGAGAGGCUGUUGUUCAUACGUGCGGUCGGACGUUGAGGUCGCCAGGUAAGUUAUCAUUUCAGACUCGCAAAGCUAACAACAUUUCGCUUUUUUUUACCAGUCUCGACGACCGACCGCACUGUGUUGUUCACGGUGCAGUCUUUGGUCAAUCUUUCUCAUCUCCGUCCAUCCGCUGGAGAUCCGAGUUGUACUCGGAAAUCCACGCGCUUUCCAACUCCAACGGUAGACUUCGAUGAGAGCGUGGUCGCUCUUCCCCAGCACGACUUCGCAGCAACUACGAGCAUGCCCACGCAUGAUAAACGGCCACUGUCCUUUCUAUUCCCCACGGCGUACCAACGCGAGCCCGCCCAGUCGUUCAACCGCAACCACUGCCCUCACGGCGGUCAACCCGUUGAGCCGUUCACGCAGACCCGCCCUAUCUGUCACCCACUGCCUCGCUCGAUCAGCACGGCUCACGAGCGGGUCGACGUAUGCAGGAGACGGCGACCCCGGCGACGGCGAUGUUAGUGAAAGAGGACGGAUGGAAUGGGUAUUAUGGGAGGGGUGCCAAAGCGCGCUCUGCGACCUCGAAGCCCUCGCAAGAAUGCACGCGAUGCAUCGUGCCCGCACCUCGCGGAUCGCCCAUCUCUUCUUACCUUAUACGAUGACCAGUCGCCCGCUCGCGCGUUCUUCACCACUACGGCACGCGAAUCGGCCGCGUUCUCUGUUCGCCGCCACCGCCUUACCAACGCCCGACGCGAUGCGCCGAUUGUGCAGACC